ACACAGAGCCUUCACAGGUGUAUCGUGUGCUUGCACUGACUCAUUGAUAGAGAUGAAGUCGAGUCAAAAGUGAGUAGAAGAGAGACUGCACAGAUGCCUCCAAAGAAAAAAAGCGAUCUAGCAAUUUCGGUUGAAGAAGUAGGGAUGGAGGUCGAUGCUACUGACAGUGGAAGUGAAGAUGAGGCCAGGAGGAGAAGUAGAAACAGAAGAGUCAAACCCCAGCGUAAAGUCAAAUGUGUGAGUGAUGAUGAUGAAGAUGAGGAGGAGGACGAGGCACCAAGGAAGAGAGGACGAAAGAAGAGGGCCAAACCCCAGGACAGCGAUGAAGAUGACGAGGAAGACAAGAGGAGUGUUAAAAAUAAAGGAUCAAAAGCUCCCAGGAGCAGAGCUGCCAAGGUGGAGAGAGAAGACGACAGCGAAGAUGAGCGGGAGACCAAGAAAAAAGCGGGGAAAGCAGUGCCCAAAAAGGAGAAAGAAGAGAAGAAUUUAGAGAAGAAGGGAAACGUUAAGGGUAAAGAAGAAAAGGAAAAAGAUGCUGAAAAGAACAAGAAAAAGAAGAAAGGGAAGCUAAGCAGCUCCUCCUCUGAUUCUUCCUCCUCUGAUUCUGCUGAAGAAUCGCUCUCAGAGGGAGAAAUUGAGGCGCUGAAAGAGCAGGUAGAGGAGAAGAAGCAGCUGAUCGCUACGCUAAGGAACAAACCCUGGCGCAUGAAGAGGAGACUCUUAAUGCUCAAGGAGGCUCAGGACUUUGUUGAAAAGUUUGAAGGGGCUUUGGGGAAAGGAAAAGGCAGGAAGUUCUAUGCCUUCAAAGUUAUGAUGACCAAGAAACUAAUCAAGUUUAAACGUGAUUUCGAAAACUUCAAAACAGCCUGCAUACCCUGGGAGAGGAAGAUAAAGGAAGUGGAAAGUCACUUUGGAUCGUCUGUGGCCUCUUAUUUUAUUUUCCUGAGGUGGAUGUACACUCUGAACCUGGUCCUGUUUGGGUUCCAGUUCGGCCUGGUAGUGCUGCCUGAGAUCAUGAUGGGGCUGCCUUACGGCUCCAUUCCCAGGAAAACGGUGCCUCGAGAAGAGCAGGCCACAGCCAUGGAUUUGUCUGUGCUCCUUGACUUUGGUGGAUACUCCCAAUACUCCUUCUUGUUCUACGGCUAUUACAACAAUGAGAAAAUGAUUGGGCUGCUGAAGUUCAGGCUCCCUUUGUCUUACCUGCUUGUUGGCAUUGGAAUCUUCGGAUACAGCCUGAUGGUUGUCAUUAAAUCGAUGGCACGCAAUGCGAAUGAAGGUGGAGACGGGUCUGAUGAGGGAGACUUCAUCUUCAGCUGGAAGAUGUUCACCAGCUGGGACUACCUGAUUGGAAACCCGGAGACUGCGGACAACAAGUAUGCGUCCAUCACCACCAGCUUUAAGGAAUCUAUUGUGGAUGAACAGGAGAACCAGAAGGAUGAGAACAUCCAUCUCCGGCGGUUCCUCAGGGUUCUAGCCAACUUUCUAAUUUUGUGGUGCCUUGGAGGAAGUGGAUACCUCAUCUACUUUGUGGUAAAACGUGGCCAGAUGUUUGCUCAGAUGAACAAAGAGGAUCUGACGUGGUUUCAAAAGAACGAGGUGGAGUUUGUGAUGUCUCUGCUGGGGCUGGUGUGUCCUCCUCUGUUUGAAACGAUAGCAGAGUUGGAAGAUUAUCACCCUCGUAUCGCCCUCAAAUGGCAGCUGGGACGCAUCUUCGCCCUUUUCCUGGGAAACCUUUACACCUUCCUUUUUGCCCUGUUUGAUGACGUUAAUGAAAAGUUACAGAACGAGAAAUUAAUCAAGAAUGCCACUGAGUGGGCUUUGCAGGAGUACCAGGCCAACUACACGGCCUACUUCAACACCACCGCGGUGCCUCCCCAAGUUGUGAACCCAGCUGAUGUCAUCAGAGGACCCUGCUGGGAGACUGCAGUGGGAAUAGAAUUUAUGAAGCUGACUGUCUCAGAUAUACAAGUGGCUUAUUUAAUGAUCCUGAUUGGUGACUUUGGACGGGCAGUCUUAGUCCGCUUCCUCAAUUACUGCUGGUGCUGGGACUUAGAGGCUGGAUUUCCUUCAUAUGCAGAGUUUGCCAUUAGUGACAAUGUGCUGGGGCUUGUCUUCAACCAAGGAAUGAUAUGGAUGGGAGCAUUUUAUGCUCCAGGUCUGGUGGGACUGAACAUUUUGCGUCUCCUGAGCUCGAUGUACUACCAGUCCUGGGCAGUGAUGGCCUGUAACAUUCCUCAUGAGCGGGUUUUUAAGGCCUCGCGCUCCAACAACUUCUACAUGGGCUUGCUGCUGCUUGUGCUUUUUCUCAGCCUGCUUCCAGUCGUUUACACCAUCAUGACCAUGUCGCCAUCCUUCGACUGUGGGCCGUUCAGCGGUCAGGACAAAAUGUAUAAUGUGGUCAUGGACACUAUAAACCAAGAUCUACCAUCGUUCAUAAGCAACAUUUUCUCAUAUGCCACCAACCCUGGAGUCAUCAUGCCUGCUGUUCUCCUUAUGGUAUUGGCCAUCUACUACCUGAAUUCUGUGUCUAAGGGAUACCAGCAAGCAAACAAAGACCUGAAAAAGAAGAUGCAGAUAGCUCGAGAUGAGGAGAAGAACCGCAGGAACAACAAAGACAGCACCAAUCAAGUGAUGAAAGACUUGGAGGACCUGUUGCCAAACAAGUCUCUCAUACCACCCCCCGCUGAGGAAGAGGAAGAGACUCCAAUAGAUGUCGUGGUUUCAAAGGGCAAGAAGUCUCUUAAAACAAAGCAAGGAGCAAAGCAGGAUGGGGUAAAUUUGGAAAGAGAUGUGUCACUGGCUGCUCCGAACCCCAGAGCGCCAGUGACCCACGGCCCACGGCCCAGAGAAAGGCCUCCUGUAAAUACCAGGGGACCUCUACCCGGCCCAGGGAGAGGCCGAGGCCGGGGCGGUCCCCCGAGGUAACAAGAGACAUGUCAUGGACCCGAGUCCAGAUGGACAACUAGCCAGGAACAACAGGUGUCUAUUGACUGCUGCUGUCAUAGUCCUGCAUUAUGGAUGAAUGGUUUGCCGGAAUAAUUGGACAUAAUUAGUCAUUGAACAUUUCUGUCAUUUAACAGAAAGAAAUUUUUUAUCAUAAUAGUUUAUUGAUACAGUAAUAAUUAAGUCUAAC
Betta splendens (Siamese fighting fish) is the source of this 3133-nucleotide messenger RNA. RefSeq names its product transmembrane channel-like 2b (gene tmc2b). Bases 94 to 2925 code for a protein of 943 amino acids. The transcript is spliced from 20 exons. The record is from RefSeq and is a predicted model, not a curated record. Gene Ontology annotation, molecular function: mechanosensitive monoatomic ion channel activity. Lineage: Eukaryota; Metazoa; Chordata; Actinopteri; Anabantiformes; Osphronemidae. Gene Ontology annotation, cellular component: plasma membrane. Gene Ontology annotation, biological process: detection of mechanical stimulus involved in sensory perception of sound; vestibular reflex.